ACGCCUAUCCAAUCAGAAGCCGUUGUGUCGCGGCGCCAAACUGGAAAGGAGGGGGCGUGGUAGGAAAGGCGCAAGCCCCGCCUUCAGCCCGGGGACUGGAGUUCGGGCUCCCCGCGCCCCCUUCCGGGGCUUCCCUGUCACGUGGCAAGGGAGCGGUUUUUGCAGCGUAAGGAGCCGGGGGAGCUAUGCCUAGUAGGAAGAGGAAACGAGCUUGGGAUGCUGAAUGUACGUCUUUUCCAGAUGAGACACCUCCAGGGUUGAGAAAAGCAAAUGUUAGGACAGCAGUGGCUACUUCUUCCAUUUCCAGUGCAUGGCUUAAAUGUGGCGAUGGAUUUCAGAGCACUUCCAUGCUUGAGACGUCAGAAUCUUCUGAAAAGAAACCUAGAGCUGAUAAGCAUCUUGGGCCACUGCCUACCUCUGCUGAAGGAACACUAGGAGUUUCUACUGCUGUGAACCCAGAGGAGUUUGCAGACAUAGUAUGGAGCUCUAGUGGCAGCGACUUGUCCGAUGAUGAGAAUAAAAUAUUGAUUUCAAGGUUGUAUAACCAAAAGAGUCAUGGUUCCAAAGCACAGAAAUCUUACAGCAAGCAUAACUUAUUGUCAGAGGACAGGAGUAGUGAAGGUGAACCACAGUUCAUUGACUGGGAGAAGGACAGUGAUCCUGGGGAUAGUGGUGAUGAAAGCAAUGGAUCAGGAAAAGAUGACAGUGCAUUGGACAUAUCAGACUCUGAUUCCUGUGCAAGCAGUAAUUCUCUGCCUGUUGAAGAGAAGGAAGGUGAACUUCCUAAGACAGUUUCUACAGAAAUUUCUGAAUAUUCAUCUGAGAGUGAAAACCUGGAAGAAGGCCAGGUGGACACAGAGUCUUCUAAUUUUGGAUUUAGCAAAAAGCUACAAUCAAAUUCUGAAGCAGAUCUGGCACAGGUGACAGGCAGAUCUGCAAGUGACUGGCUAAAAUCGGCACAGGCCCUUCUGCAGACACCUGAGAAACAAUCAGAUAAGACCUCAAGGACUCCAGAAGAUUCUGCAAAGAAAAGGAAAUUGCUAAGGGGAGGGUUAGCAGAGAGGUUAAAUCGGCUGCAGAACAGAGAGAGGUCUGCCAUUAGCUUUUGGAAACAUCAAUGUGUUUCGGAGUAUAAAACCUCUUCAGGAGGCAAAUCUGGUGUAUUAAUUGUGAAGAUCUUAGAAGUGCAUGAAGAGUGUGCUAUGCAAGUUGCUCUCUGCCAACAGUUGGGACAGCUGUCUGCUGACAGCUCCUCUGAAGAUGUUGUCGUUGAUACUGAACCCAGAGUCAAAGUUCUCUUUACAAAGGAAACAGCAGCUCGCCUCAAGGGAGGCCCACAGGAUAUUGUCCACAUCUAUCCUCCCUGGCAAAAGCUCCUUCUCCAUAAUGAAAAUGUCCCUGUUAUCAUGAAUACAUAUUUUAGUCAGAAGGUUCUUCUCAAAGAUCAUGCAGAAGUGACAGAUAGGACACGUUGUCCAGAGAAGUUGCAUAUUAUAUCUUUGGCACAAACAUUCAGAUUAAAUGACCUCAGAGACAGUCUGCCCCAGGAAUCUGCAGUUAAUCAGGUUGCUUGUACCAAUACGAUUACGCCAAAGACUGUACAGACUAACAGCAAUCCUGAAUCCAAACUACAUCCCUUUGCACUCAGUGCCCCGAAUGACUCUCUCCUAGAAGUGGUGGAAAGCCAGGGAGCAGCGGGGUGGAAGGAAGUGCAGGUACAAGUGGUAGUCCAAAGGGCAUAUUAUCUACCUUCAAGAGAGGGUUUCAGAUGUCAGCUUCAAGGAAAUAACCCAAUUCGUUAUGCAAUGCCAAUCUUAAAUUCGGAUCUGCCAAAUGUUAGAUUAUGCCUCCUUGUUCAGGAUGCCUACGGAAUGUUCAGUGAAGUGCAGUUGCAGACCCCAUGUUCUGCAGAGGACAUUGAACAGCAUAGCAGGAGAUGGGAAGGAAAAUCCUGCACUUUAGCUGGAAUAAGAAUUUUGCAGAGAACCACAAGGGGAAGGGCGUUGGGACUUUUCAGUCUGAUAGACAGUUUGUGGCCUCCAUUAGUGCCUCUAAAAGUUCCUGGUCAAAGUCAAGACUGUGAAGCGAUUAAAACUAACCUUCCUCCUCCCAGCUUCUGUUACAUUCUUACAGCUCAGCCUGAUCCAAGACAUGUCAAUAUAGGUGAGGAAGGACAGAUUUCCAAUUUGUACCUGCCCCCAACUAUACGUAGUCUAAAGGAAAUUCUUCAGGUUGGUGAUUUUAAUCAACGUUGUAGCUUUUGGGCACAAGUUAUAUAUCGAAGACUGCAGGUAAAAUGUAGUGUUUCUGUGGGUCAAAGGGAGUUUUGGUUAUUUGUGACUGACUUCACACUGCAGAACGGGGCUAAAGACAACUGUGGAACUCCAAAGACUGUACCUGUAUAUUUUGCUUCAUCAUGUGUUCUUGAUGAGAAAGUGAUGGAGGCACUCACCAAUGCGUCCCAUUGUGUUAUCUUCUUCAAGGAUGCUUUGCGAGGAAAUGCAGGUAGGAUUAUUUGUGUUGAACGUACCGUUCUCUUGUUACAAAAGCCCCUUUUGUACAUGGCUGCCGAGGCUGACUUUAGUGAGCUGACUAACCCUGUCAGACUAGAUGAACUGGAUUCUACAACACAGGCCAAUUCCAUUUGUACCAUAAGAGGCACUAUCUCUGGAGUUAACGAGAGCACUGCCUUCUCUUGGCCCACGUGUAACCAAUGUGGCAAUGGAAAACUGGAGCAGCAUCCACAGGAUAGGGGAUCAUAUUACUGCAGCCUGUGCUCCCAAACGGUAAUUUUACCAGUUCUCAAAAUGCAACUGGAAGUCUUUCUGCACUGUCCAUCCCGACCUCAUUGUACAGUAAAAGUAAAGCUGUUACAAAAAACAAUUUCUUCUGUCCUGAUGUCAUCAUCCAGUGAGGAUGGGAGUUAUGAGGUGAAGAGUGUGCUAGGAAAGGAGGUGGAGUUAUUAAACUGCUAUGUCCAGUCUGUAACCAACCAUCCUAGCUGUGUUGGAUUGGAGGAAAUUGUCCUUCUGGAAGCAGGAAGAAACUAACCUGAAUGCUGUCAGCUACUAGAAUAUCUAUGGACUUUGUAAUGUGGUUAUUUGAUAACUAUGCCCACAGAUAAUGUAUAAUGCAAGCAUGAUAAGUAGUGAGGUUGUUUAUUAAAACUGUGAUUUAGAAAAUAUAUUAUUGCUAAACUUAAUAAAAACUAAGUAUGUAAAAAAAAAAACUUUUUUUCUGAAUGUUUAUAUUGUGCUUUUGGUCAGUUCAGAAUUUAAGAGUAUAGUUCUUGAGAGUAUUCUGUUGGAGUAAACGUUCAUGAAUGUAAAACAACUUGUUCUGGAGGUUUGAAUGUUUGGUGGUUUGGGUGAUAUUUUUAUAAUGGGUGUUAUGAAUAUUUUAAUUUUGUGUGUAUCAAAAGAAUAACUUUUUAAAUGUUAUUUUUUUGAGUAAGGGUUUUAGCAUGAAUGGUGGACUUUAAGUAAGUUAUCUGUUUUAAUAAUUUCCAGAAGCAUUAUAUACUGCACACCAUUGAUACUUAACUGUAACGUUAUUACCACACUGCAAUAAAUAUUACAAAUUCA
Messenger RNA from Malaclemys terrapin pileata, 3584 nucleotides. RefSeq names its product scaffold protein involved in DNA repair (gene SPIDR). Gene Ontology annotation, cellular component: nucleoplasm; nuclear chromosome. Lineage: Eukaryota; Metazoa; Chordata; Testudines; Emydidae. The transcript is spliced from 20 exons. The coding region runs from base 186 to 3050 and encodes 954 amino acids. Gene Ontology annotation, biological process: regulation of establishment of protein localization to chromosome; double-strand break repair via homologous recombination. The record is from RefSeq and is a predicted model, not a curated record.